UGGUGGGUAGUUCCACGAAAUAGGUUUUCAGAAAUCGACGUUUGUCUGCUUUUAGAAAACGUACGCAAGUCGACCUACAGUACAGAGAGCGUGUAUGUCGGCUGUAGGCUAUCAACUCGUGUGGCUUUACGUCCGGCAAAGAUAACAGAUUCUUCACCGCAACAGAGAAAAAUGGUACAAAUCAGAUUGAUUGUCUCCCUUGCAUUUCUGCCUUAUCUGAGUAUGGCUUUAGAGAACUCCAACAAUCAUAUGUAUGGCGACUGCCUUCACUCCAAAGGACCCAGAUUUAGCCCAAGUCCUCAGUGGCCAGAUAGUCCACACAUGGCAGGGGCCAGCAUGUUAGUGUUUAGGUGUACAGUCAAUACAACAUUGACUCCAAGCUUCAACGUAACAUGGACUAAAGAUGGAGAAGUGAUCCAGCCUUCGGACCAUGCUCGUUUUGAAAUGGAAAACCAGGUUCUGAACAUCUGGCCACCUUUGAUCAAUUCUGACCAGGGAUUGUAUGCUUGCACUGUCAGGGAUGGUGUCGGCCAAACGUGUACAUAUAGCAGAUAUGAAACUGUUGUCCCGGUUACUCCUGCAGACGCACCAAGUAUCGUGGGGACAUCUCCAGUGAACGGGGUCAAGGCCGUUUCUCUGGGAGACAGCACCCAGAUUAGCUGUACAAUGACAAUAGGUUCAUCACUGUGGGAGCUGGGACGAUGGUGGAAACGAAAUGGAACCAAAUUGAAUGACACUUCUCACUACACUUGGGACAAUUUGAGCCAUGAGAAUGGCAGGAGGGAACUGAUUCUAAACAUCACCAAUGUGACAAGUGAAGACUUUGGUGAAUAUACAUGUGUGGCAGAAAAUAGUUACGGUACAGAUAAUAGGACGAUCACCUUACAGCAAUACCAGCCAGAUGCUGGGGAGGUGUUGUCGACAUGGCAGAUCGCUGUGAUAGCAGCCGGUGGAGGUUUAGUCAUUGUCCUGCUGGUCGUCGUCAUGGUAAUCAGAGUAAAAUGUAGGAAGGACGCGGUGGAUUGGCCACUUCUGGAUCCAGAGAAUUAUGAUGUACCUGGCUAUCAACUGGAGUACGACGUUUUCAUUUCCUACAGCAGUGAAGAUGAAGAGUGGGUGAAAUCUAAACUCUUCACGGAGCUUCUCAACAUGGGCUAUAAUGUCAACAUAGAUUUCAAAGACUUUGUACCAGGGAUGGCCAUUGCAGAAAAUGUCAUGGAUUCCAUCUAUAAAAGCCGCAAGACCAUCGUCCUGAUGUCUAAAAAUUUCCUCAGAUCCAUGUGGGGGCAGUUUGAACUACAACAGGCACACAACAAAGCUAUUGCACAGAGAAAGGAUGUGCUGAUUCUUAUCAAAUAUGACAAGUGUAAGGUUCCAGGGAAGUUAAUGGGGAAAACAUUCCUGGACUGGACUGAUACAUCUAUACAACCACACUUCUGGCAGCGACUGCAGGAUGCAAUCGGAGACCCUGUCAACUAUGCAGAAAUUAAUCAGCGUCCUGUUCCGGCAGACCAACUUCCUGUUCCGGCAGACCAACUUCCUGUUCCUGAAGACCAACUUCCUGUUCCUGCAGACCAACUUCCUGUGACGAAGCAGGAUAACAAAAACACUGAUGAAGUAAAAGUUGACAAAGAAAACAAGAAAAAUUUAGAAAAUAAUGAAGAAAACGUUCAUAUGAGACAAAAAAAGAAAAGACAGAAAAUGGAAGAGUGUGAUCAGAUGAAUGAGGAGGACAUGGAAGGAAUGAGGAUGAGCCAGGAGGAAAGGAUGCAGCUGAUUAUCUAACUGUGAAAGGAUUAUCCUAUAAGUUAGGAGUUUAUAUUAUCUUAUAUUGACAGUUUCCAGAGAACUUUGUCUGAGAACCAGACCCCAUUCUCAUCAGUGUCCCAAAUUGAAGGAAAUUUUCCAUAGGAAUUAAGGCACUAUACAGAAUUUAAAAUUUUGAAGCUUAGGAAUUUCAUUAAGGAAUAUUGAUGAAAUUCAAUCCAGAUCCCGUUAGUAAGAGCAAGAGCUAAUUACAAAGAUUAAUUUUUGUACAUGUUCAUAUUAAUUUCCUCUUUUUUUCAUAUUUUUAUGAUAUUUUAAUGAUUUUGAUGGAGAGAAAAUAUUUGAGAAAAGCAAAGGUCCAAGUCAAAAGUCCAGGUCAAUUGAAAUUUAGUAAUAGUAUAUUUCAAAUAAUUAAAACAGUUUGACACUGUUAAUAUCAUAGGGAUCAAAAAAGAUAUCAACUGAACUAAGGUCAAGGUCGCAGCAAAUAAACAAAAACUCAUUUCAACAAUGUUCUAGGUCGUUUGUUAUCAGGUCAAUGUCAAAGAUGUUGGUGUAGAAAAGACGUUAUUGUUAUGAAACAAAGUUGGUUGGUAUUAUAAUGAUAAUCCACCGACUUUCAUAAUUUCAAAUGUUAUUACCAUAAACAUGUUUAGGUGAUGUAGUUGUUGAUGUUUUUAUUUCAAUAUUAUUUUUGGAUUUAUUUCUUUAGAAACUGUUUUAACAACAUGUAAUUGAAUAAAUAAUGCUGUUUUGUCCGUAGUGUUACUAACAUUUCCUGUUUAAUAAAUUGUACUGAUAUAUUCAUGCAGUAACAUACGUCACAUAGAUAUUUAUUGUCACAUACAUAAUGUGUCUUAAUGCUAACAUUAGUCUUACGUCAAUGUAUUACAAAUACAGAACUUACAAAAUAAAGUGUAACUUCUUUAUCUUGAACUUGAAGACCCUGCUUAGCUCGAAGUAAAAAAUUCAGUCCCCACAUUAAAGAAUCUAUAUAACAUAUACUUGGUUAUCUUGAAGUUUUUUCAUGACCCCACUGACGUCGAAAUAACAAGAUUUGACUAUAAUGAACUUAAUGAAACAGGUUUUUCCCUGUAGUUUUGUUAUCCAGAGUCCCAAGGGCUCUCGGAUGUGAAAAUUCAGAGUCCCAUUUUGAAAUCCAGAAGUUCAUUUACAUUUUAAAAUUGACAAAAUCAUGGUAAAGCAGUUCCAGCACCCAAAUUGGUCAUCAGGCAUUAAGUAAUAAAA
Messenger RNA from Pecten maximus, 3015 nucleotides. RefSeq names its product interleukin-18 receptor accessory protein-like. The record is from RefSeq and is a predicted model, not a curated record. The transcript is spliced from 10 exons. Gene Ontology annotation, biological process: signal transduction. Lineage: Eukaryota; Metazoa; Mollusca; Bivalvia; Pectinida; Pectinidae. The coding region runs from base 172 to 1785 and encodes 537 amino acids.